AAGGACUUAACCCAGUAUUUGGAUCCAAGUGGGCUUGGUGUGAUCACUUUCGAGGACUUCCACCAAGGGAUCAUGGCCAUCACAAACGGAGAUCCCGAUGGCCAGCUGUAUAGUGUGGAGCCUGCCCAGGACGAGGGUCCCACUGCCUGUGUGGACGAGUUUGACGACUUUGUCACCUAUGAGGCCAACGAGGUGACGGACAGCGCAUAUAUGGGCUCUGAGAGCACCUACAGCGAGUGUGAGACUUUCACAGACGAGGACACCAGCACCCUGGUGCACCCUGAGCUGCAGCCUGAGGGGGAUGCCGACAGCGCGGGCGGCUCAGCCGUGCCCUCGGAGUGCCUGGACACCACGGAGGAGCCGGGCCACGGGGCGCUGCUGCUGCUCCCGGGAAGGUCGCGCUCCUGUGGCCAGGCUGUUGUGAUGGUGAUUGGCGGUGAAGAGCAUUUUGAGGACUACGGUGAGGGCAGUGAAGCAGAGCUGUCCCCAGAGACUAUGUGCAACGGUGAACUGGACUGCAGCGACCCUUCCUUUCUCACCCCCAGUUCCGACCCACUUGCUUCAAAGCUGCGCAACAUCCUCACUGAUGAGGCCUUUGAGUUUUACUGUAGCCAGUGCCACAAACAAAUCAACCGCCUUGAGGACCUUUCUGCCCGCCUGAAUGAUCUUGAGAUGAAUAGCCCAGCCAAGCGGCUCUCCAGCAGGAAGGUGGCAAGGUACCUGCACCAGUCGGGGGCUCUGACUAUGGAGGCCCUGGAGGACCCUCCCCCAGAUCCCGCAGAGGGCCUAGAGGAAGACAUUGCUGACAAGGUUGUCUUCUUGGAGAGGAGGGUGUCAGAGCUGGAGAAGGACAGCGUGGCUGCUGGGGAGCAACACGGCCGGCUGAGGCAGGAGAACCUCCAGCUAGUGCACAGAGCCAAUGCCCUGGAGGAGCAGCUGAAGGAGCAGGAGUUGAGAGCCAGCGAGAUGGUCCUGGAAGAGGCCCGGAAGCAGAAGGAGCUCUUGUGCAAAAUGGAGCGCGAGAAGAGCAUCGAGAUUGAGAACCUGCAGGCCAGGCUGCAGCAGCUGGAUGAGGAGAACAGCGAGCUGCGGUCCUGCACGCCAUGCCUGAAGGCCACCAUCGAGCGUCUGGAGGAGGAAAAGCAGAAGUUGCUGGAUGAGAUUGAAGAGCUGACACUGCGGCUCAGUGAAGAGCAAGAGAACAAGAGGAAGAUGGGGGACAGGCUGAGCCAUGAGAGGCACCAGUUCCAGAGAGACAAGGAGGCAACGCAGGAGCUUAUUGAGGACCUCCGGAAGCAGCUAGAGCAUUUGCAGCUCCUCAGGCUGGAGACAGAGCAAAAACGGGGCCGCAGCAGUAGCCAGGGUCUGCAGGAGUACAACAGCCGUGCCCGAGAGAGUGAACUGGAGCAGGAGGUCCGAAGGCUCAAACAGGACAACCGCAACCUGAAGGAGCAGAAUGACGAGCUGAAUGGACAGGUCAUCACCCUCAGCAUCCAGGGCGCCAAGAGCCUCUUCUCCACAGCCUUCUCUGAGUCCCUGGCUGCAGAGAUCAGCUCAGUCUCCCGCGAUGAGCUCAUGGAAGCAAUCCAAAAGCAAGAAGAGAUCAACUUCCGCCUACAGGACUACAUCGACAGGAUCAUCGUGGCCAUCAUGGAGACCAACCCGUCCAUCCUGGAGGUCAAGUAGAACAGCAGAGCCCUGGGCUGGUCCAGGACUCCAUGAGUACACUGGAGCGGCCCUGCCUCACCACUCCCAGCUAAGGCCGCCAGACCCCACAGCCGGCUGAGCCGGGGGCCGACAGGCCCUCACAAGGCCGGGCUGGGCAUGUGAAGACGGGCUGCGGAAGGUGGAGGGUAGUAAGAAGCCAGGAAGGGAAGCCCAGGUAGCAGACAAGGAGCGAGGCUGGGCCUGCUGCUGGCUCCGCCCUUCGGGGAGCCAGGGCCCCUCACCCCGUCACCCAGCCCACAAUCACCUGUGUCUUCUCAGCAGUGGUGGGCUCGGGGACAGUCUCAGGCUGGGGUGAGCCACCCUGUGUCUCCUCUGUGGCAGACCCUCUUCCCGCCAUGCGGCCCUAUGGGAAGAGUCCGCAGCUUUCUACUCAGGCAUCCUGACAGGUGCCACCCACGCCUGGCAUGUGAGUCCUGGGCCCUCACGGGGGAUGACGGUGCGGGUAGGACAGCAGGCAAGGCUGGCACGUGUGAGUCGGGCUGGGAGUGGC
Dipodomys ordii (Ord's kangaroo rat) is the source of this 2218-nucleotide messenger RNA. It is a transcript of the gene Rab11fip3, whose product is annotated as RAB11 family interacting protein 3 (class II). Lineage: Eukaryota; Metazoa; Chordata; Mammalia; Rodentia; Heteromyidae. The transcript is spliced from 14 exons. The coding region runs from base 73 to 1686 and encodes 537 amino acids. The record is from RefSeq and is a predicted model, not a curated record. Gene Ontology annotation, biological process: endocytic recycling; regulation of cytokinesis. Gene Ontology annotation, cellular component: midbody; endocytic vesicle; recycling endosome membrane.